Anolis sagrei ordinatus is the source of this 5094-nucleotide messenger RNA. The record is from RefSeq and is a predicted model, not a curated record. NCBI's taxonomy places the organism in Eukaryota, Metazoa, Chordata, Lepidosauria, Squamata, Anolidae.
UCUGCGCGCUCUCUCUCGGCGGUCCUCGCGUCGCCACGGCAACCGGCCCAACAGGCGGGCAUGAAGAACAAGGAGGAGGCCUCCUGAGCCUCGCCGCGGAGCCUGGCUGGGCCGGGGGUCUCGGAGCGCCGCCUGGCCCGGCGCAAUCCGGGGCCAUGGUGACGGACUUUGACGAGAAGCACGACGAACACUUAGUUCUGCUCCAGCAGAGAAACAGGAUACUGAAGCAGCUCAAAAGGAAAGACCCGAUACAGACUCGGCUGGAGCAGCUGGAGCAAGGGUUCACUCUGUAUGUGAACGGAGCGAACUCAGAAGCAAGUAACCAGCGCAGGAAGGCGACUGCACAGCACAUUCCCAGGAGAAGCACCAGGACAACGAGGAGAAACUACAUCAAUGCAAGCAACCUGUUCAGAGAAGAGGGUGUGCAAGGGAGGGCCACACAAAGUGCACCCAGUAAGAUCCAGCGCCGGGAAUGGCUCCAGAAAGCAGUGCAGAUCAGAACUGAAAGUGGGGCCAGGCUCCACAUUGCCCCUCCUUCUGAAUACUCAGAGGACUUUGAACCGUAUGAAAGCCAAGACCUGCAAGCAGAGGACUGUGAGCAGAAUGGUCCUGCCCAGAGCCUUGUGUCCCCUGAAAGUGCUGUUUCUGAUGACGUGAUCCUCCUUGACUCAAAGGCAGGACAGAGCUUGAGCAAUGAUGCAGAAAAGGGAAGGUUGCGGCUCAGCCUCGAAGAUGUCAAGGAGCUCCGUCAGACCUUGGAGUUCACUGUGAGUCAGAGCAGAAUGGAGGAAGAUUCAUCAGAGGGAGAGGACACCGACUCUGUGGAGGAGGAUGUUCCUACUGAGCUCUCUGAGGAAGAGAGCCCCACUGAGAUGGCCAGAGAGGGCCUCGAGCCAGUACUCAGAAGCUCCCCCAUUUCCUCUGCCAGUGGAAGGGGCUGCGACACAGAAGGCGGCUCUCUGGUCACACUGGAAUUCAAGCCAAGCUGCCCAAACCUCAGGAAGGAGCGCUGCCUUUCUGCCAGAAGGAAGGGGGGCACCGAUGCCUACAUUCCUACCAAACCCAUGAGCCACACAGCCCACCCGCUGACCACUGAGUGCCAAUGCCAAGAACAGCAGGAACGAAGCCUCUCCCGGCCAGCGAGCCGAUCAGAAAGGCCUCUCUCUGCAAUCCGUAAGGCCUUCUGUGAGAAGAAGGACCCAGUGCUCUCAGCCUCCAUAGUCCUGAAAGCUGUGGCGGCAGAAAAUGAGACCCUCCAGAAGGAGCUGCUCUCCAGGCAGCUGGGGGCCGCUGCUGAAAUGCAGCCAGCAUCAUUACCAUCUGAGUCCAUGGAGCCCCACCAGCCUUUGCAGGAGCAGGAGGAGUUGAUCGGGCCGCUGGGAAGCAGGUGCUGGCAACAGAGGAAGCUUUUGAAAGUGCUGCAAGAGAUUGAGAGGCAGUCCAGCUCCCGUGGCCCCUCAGUUUGGGGGCCUGAGCAUCAAGGGUCUCCUAUUCUGGGCCUGCCAGAACCGGAACGGGAAAUCCCAGACGCCAUUUACAUCACGGUGGAGAUCCUCUCCAACUGGGGGGAUGCCAUGAGGGUGGGCCUGACGGAGGUGGAGUUCUUUGACUUGCAUGACAGGAAACUCUUUGUGUCUCCUCACGAUGUGGACAUCCGCCAUUCCGAUGCACCGGGAGACCUCUCCUCUCUGGUCAACAGGAAGCCAGAAACCAGUGGCAGCCGCUUCCCCUGGACCUGCAUCUUCCAGCCUCCGGUGCAGCUGUACUUUGUGGUCCGAAAUCCCAGCCUUUCAGAUGACUUUGGUUUAUCCAAGAUCCGGAUUUGGAAUUACAGCUCCCCUGCAUCUGCCGAUCUUGGGGUUGGAGCGCGGAACGUCCUCGUCUACAUUGAUGGGGCCUUGGCCUUUGAGGGUCCUCUGGCCAAAGGCUGCGUGAGUCCCAAGUUGGACAGUAGUGGCUGCACCACAAUCGAUCUCUUGGGAAGGGGUCCAUCUUCGGCAGGGAAGGAGACCCCUGUGGAUAGAGGAGUGCCUUUGGCUCCAGAGGCCUUGUUGGGGAAGGAUGGCCCUGAGGAGGAAGUGACCCCCAGUCACUCCCCUGUAGCAUCACGGGACCCCUCUUCCACCCCAGAGGACAGGAUCAACCCUUCACCAGGGACCUCUGGAUUUGUGGCACCUGAAGAGUGGGAUGGCCUUUCGCUGAGUGAGGAAAUGGAAAGGCUCUCUGGGAGGAAGCUCUCCCCGCUGCCCAGCCUGGUCUCCCCGCCUUGGACCCUGCCCCCUCCGGAGACCAAAGGGGAGAAGGGUCAGGGGGGGCCCACCAGGCCACAGCUGCCCCCCUGGAUGGAGACGGAUCCCCCUUCGGACCCCAGGACCCCAAGGAGGGCCCCCCUGAAGAUGGCCAGCCAGAGGCCCCAGGCCCUGCUGCCCGAACUGGAGAGAUCCAGCGGCGAAGCACCAGGCACGGAGGGAAAACUGCUGGUGGGGGGCCGUGGCCAGGAUCCCCUAGCUGAUCCUGAGCCCCUGGGCCCGCUGCCUCCCCAGCGCAGCCCUAUUGCAGAGCUGUUUCCUGUGGGACGAAACCCGGGCGGCCGAGGGAAGGAGGGACUGAGCUGGGAGUUCUUCUGUGGAGAGGAAGGCCAGCCUGAGAGAGGAGAGCCCCCUCCUUCCAAGGGGAGCAGCACCAGGCCUUCACGUGCCAAGUGGGGCAGCACUUCCCCGGAGGAGGCCCUGCAGGAAUCCUGGAACUCCCUCCUGAGGUUCGACCGCCUGCACCACGGCCGCAUCUCCAACUUGGACUUCCAAGGGGACAUCUUUGACGAGUUCCUCCUCCAGCAGAAAGCCGGCCGGCAAGGAGACCUUCGGGCCCGGGCUCCAGGAAGUGUGCAGGGGCCUUCCAGGCACCUGGAGGAGGAGGAAAGCCUGGGCCCAGUGCAGCAGCAGGAGCAGGGAGUCGAGAAGGAAGAAGAGGAGGAAGGGGGCGACUUCAGGAUCCCGCUCCUGCCAUUCGGGCAGCACCUGAAGAUAGAGAUCCAGUCGACCUGGGGAGACAGGCACUAUGUGGGUCUUAAUGGGAUCGAGCUCUUCAGCUCCAAAGGGGAGCCCAUCCCCGUGGCCCGAAUUGCGGCUGACCCCCCUGACAUCAACGUCCUACCAGCCUAUGGUAGGGACCCCCGGGUAGUGGGUAACCUGCUGGAUGGGGUGAACCGGACGCAGGACGACAUGCACCUCUGGCUGGCCCCCUUCACCCCAGGGAGGCCCCACUGCAUUUUCUUGGACUUCUCCAAGCCCUGUGAGGUGGCCAUGAUCCGUGUCUGGAACUACAACAAGUCCCGCAUCCACUCCUUCCGGGGCGCCAGGGACGUCACCAUGAUGCUGGACGGGCGGUGCAUCUUCCAAGGGGAGAUUGCCAAGGCCUCAGGAACGCUCUCCGGAGCUCCGGAGCAGUUUGGAGAUACUAUCUUGUUCACAACUGAUGACGACAUCUUGGAGUCCAUCUUCUGUUAUGAUGAGUCCUGUGAGGAGGAGGCUGAAGGCACCUCUAGCUUGAGGCUCGAGGAGGAGAUGAAGAGGCCAAGGACUGCGGAUGGAGAGGGGGACGAGAGGCCCUUCACGCAGGCCGGCUUCAGGGCAGAGGACAAGCAGAGCCAGAGGCAAGCAUCUCUGCAGGAUCCUGCCCCAGGGGUGGCAGCCGAGCCAGGCAUCUAUCUCGGGAAGUGCCUCCUGCUGAACUUCACUCUCUCCUGGGGAGAUUCCCAUUAUCUUGGUCUGACGGGGCUGGAAGUGGUCGGGAGAGACGGCCAGGCCAUCCCCAUCUCUGCGGACCAGCUCUCUGCCUCUCCACAGGACCUGAACGACCUCUUGGAAUACACUGAAGACUCUCGGACCCUGGACAAGUUAAUUGACGGGACAAACAUCACGACAGAGGACCACCACAUGUGGCUCAUCCCCUUCAGCCCUGGAGAGGAUCACUUGCUCACCAUCCAGUUCCCUCAAGCGGAGAGCAUUGCAGGGCUCCGCAUCUGGAAUUACAACAAGUGUCCCGAAGACACCUACCGAGGGGCGAAGGUUGUCCAUGUCUCUCUGGAUGGCUGCCGCAUCUCUCCGCCGGGGGGCUUCCUCAUCCGCAAGGGGCCCGGCAACUGCCACUUUGACUUUGCGCAGGAGAUGCUCUUUGUGGACUACUUAGUGGAGGGUCCUGACUUUCCAGCCUCUGAGCGGACAGAGACAAAUGUAGUGGAACAAGCCAGCAUGGAUUAUGAGGCUCCCCUGAUGCCUUGCGGCUUCAUUUUCCAAUUCCAGCUGCUGACCAGUUGGGGGGAUCCAUAUUACAUUGGCCUGAAUGGACUGGAGCUGUACAAUGUCUGCGGGGAGAAGAUCCCUCUUGGAGAAAACAACAUCGCCGCCUUCCCAGACAGCGUCAACAUCCUGGAGGGGAUCAGUGGAGACGUCCGUACUCCAGACAAACUCAUUGACGGCGUGAACAAUUCCAACGAUGGGAGGCACUUGUGGCUGGCCCCCAUCCUUCCUGGCCUGGUGAAUCGGGUUUACGUGAUUUUUGACCUGCCCACCACUGUCUCCAUGAUCAAGCUGUGGAACUAUGCAAAAACUCCCCAACGAGGCGUCAAGGAGUUCGGGCUCCUGGUGGAUGACCUGCUGGUGUACAAUGGGAUCCUGGACUCAGUAGGCCACUUGGUCCAGGGCAUCCUGCCCACCUGCGACCCGGUGGUCCCCUAUCACACCAUUCUCUUCACAGACGAUGAGAAGAUUUGCCGCCAGGAAAAGAGCAGGGUCAUCAGGUGGGCUGGAGACAUAGUUGCAUUUUGCACCCAUCACCUAUCUAUGAUUCCCCACAGGCCUCUGGCCACUCCCUCAUUCCCACUCUCCACUCCUGACCUUUUCUGUUGACUUGACAGCAACCACAUUGAGGACCAAGAUGUGCGGCUGAUGAAUGAAAACCAGGUCAUUUCCUCUUCCUCCCGAAAUAAACAAGCGGCAGCUGACCCAGCCCUGCGCCCCAAGACCUGCAUUCGGGACAAAGGACUGCUGCGGAGGCCCAGGCAGUGAGGGGAGGAGAAGCAGUGCUCUCGAGGAG